CCGGCCUGUUGCUAGGGCGAGCGGCGGCCGGGCUCCCCCUCCCCUCGGCUCCCAACAUGGCGGCGGGUGGUGCAGGCGGCGGCUGCCCCCCGGCCCCGCUGCUGCUGCUGGGGCUGGUGGCGGCGGCCGGGCUGGGCGGGGAGGCGGCGCGGCUGUACCGGCCCGGGGAGGACCCGCUGACCGUGCUGGAGGCGGGCACCGUGCGCCGGGCGCUGCUCAACUCCUCGGCCGCCUGGGUGCUGCAGUUCUACAGCUCGUCGUGCGGCCACUGCAUCGGCUUCGCCCCGACCUGGCGGGCCCUGGCCGGGGACGUGAAAGACUGGGAACCUGCCAUCAGGAUUGGUGUGCUGGAUUGCGGGGAGGAAGAGAACUAUGAGACCUGUAAAGAAUAUGGUAUUCUCUACUAUCCAACUUUUAGGUACUUCAAAGCAUUUACAAAGCAGUUCACAACUGGGGAAAAUUACAAAGCAGGGUCAGAUCGUGAGCUCCAAACCGUUCGUCAGAUGAUGAUUGAUUUUCUACAGAACCAUUCCCAAGAAUCAAGACCACCUGCUUGCCCUCCCUUGGAUCCAAUUCCGUCCAGUGAGAUUGCUUCUCUUUUUGACAAGAAUAGUCAUCAUUAUACUGCCAUUGUGGUUGAAAGUAGUAACUCCUAUGUUGGGAGAGAGGUGAUCUUAGACUUGAUUCAGUAUGAAAACAUUAUGGUAAAGAGAGUGCUGAAUUCUGAUAAGGCUUUUCUAGAGAAACUUGGUAUUACCUCAAUCCCUUCAUGUUAUCUGAUCUAUCCAAACGGGUCCCACGGAUUAAUUAACAUUUUGAAGCCUCUUCGGUCUUUCUUUUCUUCCUAUUUAAAGUCACUGCCCGGUGUGAGAAGAAAACUUGUUUCACAACUUCCACUACCAAAAAAGCAAAAUAAACAGGAGGGCACAGAAAUCAAGGCAUGGAAGGAAUUUGAUAAAGCUAAACUGUACAUGGCUGACCUUGAAUCAGGAUUGCAUUACCUGCUCAGGGUAGAGCUUGCCACUCACAAGACGCUUGAGGGAGCUGAGCUAAAGACCUUCAAGGAUUUUGUUACAGUCAUUGCCAAGUUAUUUCCUGGCCGUCAGCCCGUGGUGAAGUUGUUAGAGACCUUGCAAGAGUGGCUGGUGAGCCUUCCAUUAGACAAAAUCCCUUAUGAUGCUAUCCUAGAUCUGGUCAACAACAAAAUGCGGAUUUCUGGAAUAUUCCUCACUAACCACAUUCAGUGGGUUGGCUGUCAGGGGAGCAGACCGGAGCUAAGAGGUUAUACCUGUUCCCUCUGGAAGCUGUUCCACACCUUAACUGUUCAAGCUGCAGUUCGACCAAAAGCCUUGAUCAACACAGGUUUUGAGGAUAAUCCCCAAGUGGUCCUACAGAUCAUGCGGAGGUAUAUUCAGCACUUUUUGGGGUGCAAGGCUUGUGCACAGCAUUUUGAAGAGAUGGCUAAAGAAUCCAUGGAUUCCGUGAAAACCCUAGACAAGGCUGUUCUCUGGCUGUGGGAGAAGCACAAUGUAGUGAAUGACAGGCUUGCAGGUGAUCCGAGUGAAGAUCCAAAAUUUCCUAAAGUUCAGUGGCCAACUCCAGAUCUCUGUCCUGAGUGCCAUGAUGAAAUUAAAGGAUUACACAGCUGGAAUGAGGCCCAAGUGCUACAAUUCUUGAAGCAUCACUAUCACAAUGAAAAUAUUCUAUAUAAAUACAUGGAAGGCCAGGUUAACGCUAAUGAAAUAGAAGUUGGGGAUGUGAGAGAGAGAAAAGACAAAAAUUUACCCAAGAAAACAAAUGGAAACAAAGACGACAAGAUCCUGGAUCAACAAAAUAUGUUGGAUUCAAAAUCUAAGGUCUUAGAUAAAUUAAUAGCAAAUAACGGACCUGUCAGAGAUAGAGGUAAAAAUGCAAUCGAAUCAGUUAUCCAUAAAGAGACCAAGCCGUCUGUGUCUUUCUUAGGGAUUGGAUUUUCUAACAUAGACAUGAGUCUGUGUGUUGUACUUUAUGUAGCAUCAUCCUUAUUUUUAAUGGUAAUGUACUUUUUUUUCCGAAUGAGGUCCAAACGGUGGAAGGUGAGGUAUUAUCGUCCGGGUGUGUAGAACUUACCAGAAAUGACAUUUUCAUUGUAAGUGGCUGAUCAGUACCAGACGCAGCUUUAAUAUUUAUGAUCAGGGAUUUUAUACACAGUAUUGUUUCAAAACCCUCCUCCCCCGCUCCCAACUCAUUUCACCAGUGUUCUCACUUUGUGCUGUAGAGCGUGCUCUAGGAAUCCCAGGUCCAUAGCACUGACUUAAAGUGUUUACUAAAGGAGAAAGAUUGAACUUUUCCAUUAACAUAUCAUUACGUACUGUUUGCAUCCUUUACUGGGCUCUAAUGUGAGGAAUUGCACUAUGUAAUUAGUUACUCCAGGUUUUGGAAAGAAACUGAAUACUAGUGUGUGUGUUCUGACACAGCCGUUUAAUUUUAUCCUGAGUUGACUAAAUAAUCUAUCUGUCCACCCGCUGCUCAUUGUGUGAGAUCUUGUUGCCUUUGGAGAAGCAAGAAUUUUGAUUUUUCUUCAGAGCAAGAAAAAGUGUAUUUGAAUAAACUUUACAAGUGUAUUAUGUUUUUUAAAAAAUGAAUGUUUUUCUCCAUUACAUUUUUGCAGUUGGAAGCCAUAAGUGUCCAAAUACAAUUCCUCCCUCUCCCCUUAGUUCCAACCAAGGGAAUUUGCACUUCCAGGAGGCUCAGCAGUUGGGGAUAUUUGGAUGAUUUGAAUAGUGUACAAGAUGCCUGAUUCUGAUCUUGCGUACGGCAAUGUCCGUUCAAAAGGAACCCUGUUGACUUCAGUGGAGUUACACCAUUGUAAGUGAGAGCAGACCCAGGCCCAAUCUUUUUGCCUGCCCCUCUAUUCCAAGUUUAAGCAGAGCAUUGAAUAACCCACUCUUUAUUUGCUAAUUUGUAAGUAGGGAAGUAACUGAGGAAUAGUUAGGGGAAAUACCGUACUGUUGAAUUACACUAUUGGAAGCCACGUCUCAUGAACUCUAGUACAGUGAAACUCUGUGCCCGGUCAAAUAGACUGAAAGUCCUGAGUGGUUUUGGUGGCCAAUACAAAUUUCAGUUCUGGUUACAGUGAAUUUCUUACAACAUUGUGACACAUACAAAAAAAACUUCAGUAUAAAGAGUUCCACAAUGUAAGCAGGUAAUUUAGAACUCUCCCAUCCUGAGCCUGCGAGGUGGUGAGGAAUAUGAGUGAUUCAAGACAGUCUCCUUCUGCUAGUGCAUUCCACUAUUUGGAUUAAAAACAACGGAAUAAGAAUGGCCAUACAGGUCAGUCUCAUGGUCCUUCUACUCCUGUGUCCUGUCUUCUGACAGUGACCGGUACCAGAUGCUUCAGAAGGAAUGAACAGAACAGGGCAAUUAUCAAGUGAUCAUCCAGUCCCAGCUUCUGGCAGUCAAAGGUUUAGGGACACC
Mauremys mutica (yellowpond turtle) is the source of this 3456-nucleotide messenger RNA. It is a transcript of the gene QSOX2, whose product is annotated as quiescin sulfhydryl oxidase 2. The record is from RefSeq and is a predicted model, not a curated record. Gene Ontology annotation, molecular function: protein disulfide isomerase activity; flavin-dependent sulfhydryl oxidase activity. Gene Ontology annotation, biological process: protein folding. Bases 57 to 2102 code for a protein of 681 amino acids. NCBI's taxonomy places the organism in Eukaryota, Metazoa, Chordata, Testudines, Geoemydidae. The transcript has 12 exons. Gene Ontology annotation, cellular component: Golgi membrane.